AUGCCUUCUCCUCACGGUGGUGUGCUACAAGACCUUAUUAAGCGUGACGCUUCUAUCAAGGAAGAUUUGUUGAAGGAAGUCCCUCAGCUUCAAAGUAUUGUGCUAACUGGUAGACAACUCUGUGAUUUAGAGUUAAUCCUAAAUGGAGGUUUCAGUCCUUUGACAGGAUUUCUGACCGAGAAGGAUUAUCGCUCCGUUGUUGACGAUUUGAGACUCGCCAGUGGUGAUGUUUGGUCUAUUCCAAUCACCCUGGACGUCAGCAAGACCGAGGCUAGUAAGUUCCGUGUCGGCGAAAGAGUGGUGUUGAGAGAUCUUCGUAACGACAAUGCUCUGAGUAUUCUGACCAUCGAGGAUAUAUACGAACCUGAUAAGAACGUUGAGGCUAAGAAAGUCUUCCGCGGUGAUCCAGAACACCCAGCUGUCAAGUACCUCUUUGAUGUUGCCGGUGAUGUGUAUAUUGGUGGCGCUUUGCAAGCUCUACAAUUGCCUACUCAUUACGACUACACCGCCCUGAGAAAAACGCCAGCCCAAUUGAGGUCUGAGUUUGAGAGCCGUAAUUGGGACCGUGUUGUCGCUUUCCAAACCCGUAACCCAAUGCACAGAGCACACCGUGAGUUGACAGUUCGUGCCGCCAGAGCUAACUUGGCCAAUGUCCUGAUUCAUCCAGUUGUUGGUCUGACGAAACCAGGUGACAUUGACCACCACACUCGUGUCAAAGUUUACCAAGAGAUCAUUAAGAAGUAUCCAAACGGUAUGGCUCAGUUGUCCCUGUUGCCAUUGGCUAUGCGUAUGGCUGGUGACCGUGAGGCUGUUUGGCAUGCUAUCAUCCGUAAGAACUACGGUGCUUCACACUUCAUUGUUGGACGUGAUCACGCUGGACCCGGUAAGAACUCCGCUGGUGUUGACUUCUACGGACCUUAUGAUGCACAGGAAUUGGUAGAGAAAUACAAAGAUGAGUUGGACAUCCAAGUUGUUCCUUUCCGUAUGGUUACUUAUCUUCCAGAUGAGGAUCGUUACGCUCCAAUUGACACAGUCAAGGAGGGUACCCGUACCCUAAACAUUUCGGGAACUGAGCUGCGUAAACGUCUCAGAGAUGGUACCCACAUUCCAGAAUGGUUCUCUUACCCAGAAGUCGUUAAGAUUUUGAGAGAAUCCAAUCCACCUCGUCCAAAACAAGGUUUCACUUUGUACUUGACCGGAUUGCCAAACUCCGGAGUUGACGCCUUGUCCAACGCUUUAGUUGCUACAUUCAAUCAAUUCGAAGGCGCCCGCCACAUUACUCUGCUAGAUGGCAAGAACGUCAACGAAUCCGCAUUGCCAUUUGUUGCCCAUGAGUUGACACGCUCUGGGGCUGGUGUCAUCAUUGCUGACCCUACCAAGGCUCCUUCCGCUGCUGAGAUUGAUUCUAUUCGCAAGGAAGUAUCCAAGGCGGGCUCCUUUAUCGUGAUUUCAUUGACUACUCCUUUGAAUCAAGUCUCUCAGCAUGAUCGUAAAGGAUACUACUCCACUUCUCGUAAAGAUGUUGACAACUACGUUUUCCCAGAAGAUGCUGAGAUCAAGAUCGACUUGGCCAAAGAAGGUGCCAUCGUUGGUAUCCAAAAGGUGGUCUUGUAUUUGGAAGAACAGGGGUUCUUCCAGUUCUAG
Molecule: messenger RNA, 1644 nt
Organism: Komagataella phaffii GS115
Lineage: Eukaryota; Fungi; Ascomycota; Pichiomycetes; Pichiales; Pichiaceae
Product: ATP sulfurylase, catalyzes the primary step of intracellular sulfate activation
Exons: 1
Coding region: 1-1644 (547 amino acids)
Biological process (GO): sulfur amino acid metabolic process
Cellular component (GO): cytoplasm
Molecular function (GO): sulfate adenylyltransferase (ATP) activity
Source: RefSeq, a predicted model, not a curated record